Zymoseptoria tritici IPO323 is the source of this 1404-nucleotide messenger RNA. RefSeq lists its product as uncharacterized. The record is from RefSeq and is a predicted model, not a curated record. Lineage: Eukaryota; Fungi; Ascomycota; Dothideomycetes; Mycosphaerellales; Mycosphaerellaceae. The transcript is spliced from 4 exons. Gene Ontology annotation, molecular function: oxidoreductase activity, acting on paired donors, with incorporation or reduction of molecular oxygen; monooxygenase activity. Bases 1 to 1404 code for a protein of 467 amino acids.
AUGUCCGGCGAGAAUUCUGACGAUACUCGAAAGCAGAAGCCAUGGAUCAUGAACGCUUUCGCAAUGGCGUCGCCCGGGCAUCUCGCUCCCGGCCUCUGGCGACAUCCCGAUCAGGAGCCUCAGACUCUUGAACACUGGAUCAAACUCGCCCAGGAGCUGGAAGAGGCAAAGUUCCAUGGCAUCUUCUUCGCCGAUGUCCUCGGUAUCUACGAUGUCUACGGUGGAAAUGGACCAGCUCUAUCGUCUGGCGCGCAGAUACCUCAUAUCGAUGUCUCCUACUUGGUCCCAGCUCUGGCAUAUGCGACGAAGAACAUUUCCUUUGGCAUUACCGCUUCGACUUCGUAUGAACAUCCAUAUACUGUGGCACGGAAGUGGUCGACCUUGGAUCAACUUACCAAUGGACGGGUGGGAUGGAACAUCGUCACGAGCUACCUGGAGAGUGCGGCCAAGUCUUUUGGUCUUGAAUCGACCGUCGACCAUGACAAACGAUACCAAGCAGCUGAAGAGUUCAUGGAAGUGAUUUACAAGCUGAUCGAAGGCAGUUGGGACGACGAUGCGGUCGAGGCGAACAAGACCACUGGCGUCUACAGCAACCCGAGCAAAGUUCAUGCUAUCAACCAUGUCGGCGAAUACUUCAAGUGCAGAGGUCCGAAUCUCGUCCAGCCAACGCCUCAACGGACACCAUUUCUACUUCAGGCUGGUGCUUCAAAGGCCGGCAAAGCGUUUGCAGCCUCACACGCCGAAACAAUGUUCCUGCCCGGGCUUGUCCCGGAAAAGACGAGAGCCAUAGUAGACGAUGUCAAGGCCACGCUCAAGGCGAUCGGACGUCCAGAGGACAGCGUGAAAUUCCUUCCCGGUAUCUUCAUUUGUGUGGACGAAACAGACGAAAAGGCACAAGCGAAAUUUCAGGACCUACUCCAGUACGUUGACCUAGAAGGAACAGCUUCCCUAUUCGGAGGAUGGACAGGCACAGAUCUAUCGAAGUUCUCGGACGACGAAGACUUCUCCUUCAACGGACCACCCGCCAUCGUAUCCAUGAUCAAUGCCUGGACGGCGACCGUUCCUGGAACCAAAGACCAGAAAUGGACGAAACGUCAUGUACUACAGCAAAUGGCGAUUUCUGGAGCCCAUCCAAGAGCCAUCGGAAGUCCUCAGACUGUGGCUGAUAUCAUGCAAGAAUGGGUGGACAAGGCGGGAGUCGAUGGCUUCAACAUCGGCUACGCCACGACUCCUGGAACUUUCCGCGAUGUGAUCAAGUAUCUGUGGCCAGAGCUGAAGCGCCGAGGAGUCUUGCAGGAAGAGUAUGCUGGCAGUAGUAUGCGGGAGAACUAUCUGCAAGAUGGGAAGGGACCGCGAGUCCGCGAGGGCCAUCCAGCACUCAAGUAUCGGAAUCUGUCGGGCUGA